Molecule: messenger RNA, 1590 nt
Organism: Caenorhabditis auriculariae
Lineage: Eukaryota; Metazoa; Nematoda; Chromadorea; Rhabditida; Rhabditidae
Source: the annotation of a GenBank genome assembly
AUGAUGACAGCAGAUAGAGAAGAAGAAGAAGAAAAAAACGAAGCGCUUGUAUAUUUCGACGAACCGGUAGCCAACGUGACAUUCCUGAGCAAAAGAGCCGUUUGGCCUUGUCAAGGGAAAGGUUUUCGCCAAGUUGUCAGAGAUUGGUGUUUCUUUGGACCGGAAAGCGGGAAUUCGGACUCGGAGAUGGAGUAGGAUGAGUAGUGGGAAUUUCGAAGUAUCAAUUCAUUAAAAAGAAAUUUUUAGAACUCAAUAGGAAAAAAAUAAGCCUUAUAGAUUUUAUUUGACAAGUUUUUGCGGUGUUGACUGUUUUUCAGUUACCUUUUUUUCGAAUAAGGUUUCAAUUUUUCAUUGCUUUUCUCGGAGAAUGUGUGUUAAACCUCCUUUGGUAAGAAAAACUCGAGAUAAAAUCUUUUUAAUGCAUACCGAAAGGUAGAAAAUCGAAAGACAGGUCGAGAAAAACUUGUUGAUUUUUUUUUCAAUUUUUUCUCCCGCAAACUGGUUCAAAAAAACCAAUUAUAAGACCGCCCUCUCUUGAAAAAAACGAAAAGGACCAUUUCGAAAAAGUGCGGACUUUUAUAAGAUCAAGAAAAAAAUUAAAAUUGAAGCAAAAAAACCAAAAAAACACAUCUAUUUUUUUAAAGUAAAAAAAGAUCUUCGGCUUGAUCACUAUAGGGAGGAAGAACCAAAAGAUCAUGAAAAAGAAGGAAAAGCUUCAGAAGAACUCCAAACCACCAGUUUUUGUGGAUUUUCAAUAUUUGUCAAGCGAAAACGACCUUGUAGGGGAGAAUGAACAAGUGGGCGAGAGAAAUUUGGUCAGAAAAAACGUGUCGGUUUGGAUGAAGCGGAAAAGCGAGAAAGGUCAGAUUGGCUUUGCCAGCCGUGUGUGUGUUGCAUUUGGCGAGGCCGAGGCAGCAGUAUCCACACGGGUGGCCGAAAAAGCGGAGUAAUCGGCCCACAUUUCGACCGACCGACCGCCCGACGACGGUCAGAUGAGGACCACAGAACGCAGCGGAUGCGCAGGCCGGUCAGAGACAGCCGUUUCGCGGCGGUAUCUCCGCGGAUCGUCGUCUGUCCCUUGCGACAAGGCAGCUUCCCGGACAUCCUCGGCGCGCUGCGAGAAGCCACGCCCUCUUCUUUGGUUCAAUCUUUUGAACUUGUUAAAAGUGAUUCGAUGGUGUUCAUUUUCUCAAUUCGAAGCCACUUAUGUGUGGGCUUUACUAUGAAAAAUAUUGGGAACGCUAGGCCACGCCCUCUGUUCUGGUUCAAUCAUUUGCUUUUGUUAAAAAGAUUUUUUGCCGAUUUAUCACUUCCAUUUUUCAUAGUCUGAAGUGCUAAGGUUUUCAGCACUUCAGACUAUGAAAAAUCUCUUGAAACGCUAGGUCACUCCCUCUGAUUCGGUUCAAUCUUUUGAACUUCGCAUUUGGAAUGGCUUAUCGCGUUGCGAUACUAAGAUUAACUUUACUGUCCGCACUUUGAAUCUGACCUACUUAAAUUCUGUACCGCGAAAGUCGUUACUGGACGGUUACCUUUGAAUUUACGUGUUGAGCCAUUCCAAGUGCGGCCAACGAGUUCCGAGUAAGAUCAUGA